GCUCCUUCAAAAUCCCACCGGUCUCUUUCGCCGGAAUCCUCAUCCUCCUCCCCUUCUCCGUCCAUCCUCCCCCGCCCCUCGCUCCCAAUCCGGCGAGACCGCAGAACUUCCCUCGCCUGCUCUUCCGCCUCCGCGCCAUCGCCCUCGCAGGCGAUCCGCCGGGCACCAUGAUGCACAUGACCUUCUACUGGGGGAAGGAGGCGACGAUCCUCUUCGACGGCUGGCGGACGGCCACGUGGACCGGGUACCUCCUCUCCCUCCUCGCGCUCCUGCUCGCCUCCGCCUUCUACCAGUACCUCGAGGCGUUCCGGAUCCGCGUCAGGCUCCUCGCGGGCGCCAAGCCGGCCUCCAUCCCGCCCCCCGCGUCCUCCGACCCCGCGCGGGCCCCGCUCCUCCUCUCCUCGUCCGCCGCCGGGCGCUGGCCGGCGCGGCUGGCGACGGCCGGGCUGUUCGGGGUCAACUCCGGCCUCGGGUACCUCCUCAUGCUCGCCGUCAUGUCGUUCAACGUCGGGGUGUUCUUCGCCGUGGUCGUCGGGCUCGCGGCCGGGUACUUGGCGUUCCGCAGCAGCGACGGGGAGGACCUCGUCGUGGUCGACAACCCCUGCGCCUGCGCCUAGGGUUUGGCUCGCGGCUGCCGCAGGUGUGAUUCUGUUUGGUUUUCUCGAUCUUUGUAUGACAGGUAGAAAUAAAUUUGUGUACAAAUUCAAUUGCGUGACAGGAGGAUUCCAGUGUUUGUGUAAUUUGGGGGAAAAUUGUAGAUUACAGAUUCAGAAAGCUGCUGUCUUUGACUCUCUGCGUUCCCAUCAAAUUGAUAUAUUGAUCAAAUUUAGGAAUGUGGAA
This is a messenger RNA of Oryza brachyantha (malo sina), 840 nucleotides long. RefSeq names its product copper transporter 5.1. NCBI's taxonomy places the organism in Eukaryota, Viridiplantae, Streptophyta, Magnoliopsida, Poales, Poaceae. Gene Ontology annotation, cellular component: plasma membrane. The record is from RefSeq and is a predicted model, not a curated record. The transcript has a single exon. Gene Ontology annotation, molecular function: copper ion transmembrane transporter activity. Bases 168 to 617 code for a protein of 149 amino acids. Gene Ontology annotation, biological process: intracellular copper ion homeostasis; copper ion transmembrane transport.